Messenger RNA from Penicillium paradoxum, 4338 nucleotides. Its product is annotated as ABC transporter. Gene Ontology annotation, molecular function: ABC-type transporter activity; ATP hydrolysis activity; ATP binding. Gene Ontology annotation, cellular component: membrane. The coding region runs from base 1 to 4338 and encodes 1445 amino acids. Gene Ontology annotation, biological process: transmembrane transport. The transcript is spliced from 14 exons. The record is from RefSeq and is a predicted model, not a curated record. NCBI's taxonomy places the organism in Eukaryota, Fungi, Ascomycota, Eurotiomycetes, Eurotiales, Aspergillaceae.
AUGGUCUGCGAUGACAACGUCUUUGGUCCAGUAAUCAACCACGACUGUCGCGCGGCGUUUGACUUCACUCUCCUCUUCGAGCAGACCAUUCUCUCCAUUGCACCGUCCGCGCUGUUUCUGCUGCUAGCUCCGUGGAACUAUGUAUACUUGCUGCGGGGCGCGCGGAAGGUUCAGCCAAGCUUUCUGGCCUGGUGGAAACGACUCUCAAUUCUGGUCCUCGGGGUGCUCCAGAUAGUGCUCAUAGUGCUAUGGGCACAGCCAUCAGCGCCGGCAACCAAGGCCUCGGUUGCAGCUGCGGCCUUGGGCCUCCCCGUGGUGCUGGCCAUCGGGUUGCUCUCCCACGCUCAGCAUAUGCGGUCGAUCCGUCCAUCCACCCUGCUCAAUGUCUACCUGUUCUUGUCUCUGCUGUGUGACAUUGUGCAGACAAGGACAUUAUGGCUCCUUCACGGAGCAACGGCCCUUGCGGGCGUCUUCACCGCCAUCGUGGUGUUGAAAUUGGUUGUUUUGAUGGCAGAAGCAGCAGAGAAGCGGCGACUACUGGAAACCAAACAUCAAAAUGCGACAAUUGAAUCGACCAGCAGCGUCUGGAAUAAAAUGCUGUUCUGGUGGGUAAAUCCCCUCUUGUGGAAGGGCUCCCGUACGAUCCUCGAACCCAACGACUUGCAGACGAUUGCCGAGAAGUUGCAUGGGAUCGCAUUAGAAAGGGUUUAUCCCAAUAUUCUAGCAGAAGUUACUGACCAGGAGCAAGAAUAUGGUCUCUUUGUCAGCCUGAUGCGCGCCUUUUGGCUCCCGAUCGUAUCUGCGGGUUUCCCACGAUUAUGUUUGCUCGGCUUCACCUUUGCGCAACCAUUUCUGAUCAAUCGUACCGUGAAUUUCGUUGGCCAGCCGCUAACAGAAGAGACCAAAAAUGCGGGAUAUGGUUUGAUCGGGGCGUUUGGGUUGGUGUAUAUUGGCCUAGCAGUUUCUACAGGUAUCUAUACCUAUACGAUGAACCAGGUCAUGAUCAUGGUUAGAGGGUGUCUGGUGACAACGAUCUACCGCCGGACCCUCGCGCUGAACACACAUGAACUCGACGAGUCUGCCGCCAUCACUCUGAUGAGCACCGACGUGGAACAGGUCAUGGUAGCGUUCGAAGACACCCAUGAAGUGUGGGCAAAUGUGGCUCAAAUUGGCUUGGCUGUAUGGCUCCUUGAGCGACAAGUGUCUUGGGCAUGCGUCGCUCCAGUCACUGUCUCACUUGCCAGUAUCGUCGUUUCCGGUCUCCUAGCCCCAAUGAUUGGUAAAGGACAGAUGCAAUGGAAUGAGUCUAUCCAGACGAGAAUCGACGUAACCGCGCGGACAUUGGGCCAGAUGAAAGAACUGAAGUUGCUGGGGCUGACGGAUAAAUUAACCUCACUCAUUCAGAAGCUGCGUACUGCCGAGAUUCAGAUCUCAACCAAGUACCGAAUGAAAUUGAUGACAAUUCUGUCCGUCUCCCAGAUUGCGCCCAUUUUCGCGCCCGUCGCAACAUUUGCUAUGUAUGCGAUCAUUGCUGCAAUAAGCUCACAUGAGUCACUACUGUCUGCUCAGGCCUUCACGUCCCUGUCGCUCAUAUCGAUUUUGUCAACCCCAAUUGUCAUUUUGACCCAGUCAGUGCCGGUAAUUGCGGCUGGCAUGGGUGCAUUGGCACGGAUCCAAAAUUAUUUGUCGACGAUCCCGCGACAGGAAAGAAGAGAAUUGAACGUACCAGUGCAGAGUCAGGCAGAAUCGAUUCUAGCCAUCGAGAAGCCUCAUCAGGUUGGAGAAGUGAAAUUUGCAAAUAAAGAUCAGCCUUACGCGAUCACGGUCGAGCACGGCACGUUCGGCUGGGAAAAUAAGACUGCCACUCUACAGGACAUUCAUUGCAAAUUUCCGACUUCAUGUUUGACGAUCAUCAUUGGACCUGUUGGGUCAGGUAAGACGACUCUUCUUAGAGGCCUUCUCAAUGAACUGCCUAGAAUCGAAGGGGAAAUAUUGGUUCAUGGCUCAUCCCUCGCAUUCUGUGACCAAAAUCCAUUCUUAAUGCACGCCACCGUUCAAAAGAAUAUCAUUGGCGAGUCAGUCUUCGACUCAAAAUGGUACCACAUGGUCUUGAAGGCCUGUGCAUUGGAAAUAGAUUUGGCCUUGCUUCCUCUAGGAGAUCAGACUAUAGUUGGUAGCAAUGGUAUGACGUUAAGUCGAGGACAAAAGCAACGGAUCGCAAUCGCCCGUUCGGUCUACUCAAAAGCAAGCAUCGUCAUUCUCGAUGAUGCACUGAGUGGGCUCGAUCGGCGCACUGAAAGACAAGUUUUCAACCAGGUGUUUGGGAAGGAGGGUCUUUUACGCCAGCUAGGCUCGACUGUGGUACUGGUAACACACGCAAAUUACCUUUUACCGGGCGCCGACCAAAUAAUUGUCCUAGGUCGUGAGGGAAACAUUGACAGCCAAGGAACCUUUCAGAGCUUGCGAACAACCAAUGGCUUUGUACAAAAGCUGUCGAUUGAAGAAUACACAGCGACAAAUGACAAUGGUGAAACUGGGACUACGAGCGCGUUAUCAACUCAAGACGAUCUCGUGCGAGCUGCCGAGACUGAUCUGAAAGACCGCCAAACAGGCGAGUGGUCCGUAUAUGUGUAUUACUUACAUGCUGCGGGGAAGAUGAAUUUCAUACUCUUCUUGAUAUUUGUUCUACUCGUUGCGUUUUGCUACAAUUUCCCUAAUCUAUGGGUCCAGUGGUGGUCAGAUGCCAACGAAAAGAGCUCGAAUGCUAAUGUGGGAUAUUAUUUGGGAGUCUAUGUUGCGCUGGCGGUGAUAGCAAUGGUGUCUCUGGUUCUAUCCUCCUGGUAUUUGAUGGUGCGAAUUGUCUCUAGAUCAGCAGAGAGGCUACACCAAACGGUGUUGAGGACGGUGAUGAGGGCACCUCUAUUAUUCUUUGCCAAUACUAGCGCCGGGGCCAUUACCAAUCGUUUCAGUCAGGAUAUGCGGCUCAUCGAUAUGUCGUUACCGAUGGCGGCCAUUAAUACUGCGCUGUAUGCAUUUUCCUGUCUCGUACAGAUCGUCAUAAUCUCAGUUUCAUCCACUUAUAUGGCCGUCACGAUACCUUUUGCUUUGGGUGUCAUUUAUCUGGUGCAAAAGUUUUAUCUGAAGACAUCACGACAACUCCGUCUCCUUGAUUUGGAAGUAAAGUCCCCGCUGUAUUCAAAUUUUAUCGAGACUUUGAAUGGACUUGUGACCAUCCGGGCCUUUGGAUGGUCUUCGCAACUGCAAGAACAGAAUACCCGACUCCUUGAUGAAUCUCAGAAGCCCGUCUAUCUGCUGUAUUGUGUCCAGCGAUGGCUAACACUAGUCAUGGAUAUGCUUGUGGCAUCUUUGGCCAUGAUCUUGAUUAUCUUAACAGUCUUCCUGAAAGGGUCAACCAGUGGCGGUGCGGUAGGAGUGGCCCUCGUCAACAUCAUGACCUUCAAUUCGGGCUUGACCAACAUGAUCAAGUGGUACACGUCCCUAGAAACGGCUCUUGGGGCCAUCUCGAGAGUGAAAAAGUUCGAAAUGGAGACUGUGUCUGAAGAACGACCGAACUCGACAUUGGGACUUGUGGAUCCAGAGUGGCCUCCAUCGGGAAGUAUUGAGUUUCAACGCGUGUCCGCAUCCUAUGACAAUGGAUCUUCCUUAGCAUUGAAAGACAUCUCGAUGUCAAUCAAAGCAGGUCAGAAGAUUGGCAUUUGUGGGCGCACCGGCAGUGGAAAGAGCUCAUUGAUACUGUCCCUCUGUCAGAUGAUCGAUCUCAGCGGUGGCUCUAUCUGCGUAGAUGGAAUCGACCUCUCCACCUUAUCCCGAGAAGUCGUUCGUUCCAGGUUUAAUUCCAUUACGCAGGAACCCUUCUUCAUCCCAGCCACAGUGCGUUUGAACCUGGACUUUACUGAAUCGCUGCCAGACAAGGCCAUCAUCGAGUCUCUUCAGAAGGUCCACCUAUGGGAUUUCAUUAAGGAGCGCGGCGGACUAGACGAGGACCUGGUGGCUGAUGCAUGGUCAUUGGGUCAGCAACAACUCUUCUGCCUUGCGCGAGCAUUAUUGAAGAAAAGCCACGUCCUCAUCCUGGAUGAAGUGUCUAGCAGUGUUGAUUCCGAAACGGACAAGUUGAUGCAAGUCAUCAUUCGCACCGAAUUUGCUAACUCUACAAUCUUCUCCAUUGCGCACCGUCUCGAUACCAUUUUGGACUUUGACAAGAUUGCAUUCCUGGACAAGGGCUCACUGAUAGAGUUUGACAGCCCCACGACUCUAUUGGAGAAUGAAUCUUCGGCUUUCGCCCGGCUCUAUAAUGGUUUACCCGAUUCGAGCCUUUAG